AUGGGGGUGCCAGGGAUGGGCAGUGGCUGGAGCCGCCACCCAGGGGAGGGGUGGCCACAGCAGCGAGUGACAGCCAGUGCACAUGGCUGGGGACACCGGGAUGGCCGGGAAGCCCAGACCCUCAGCCUCACUGGUGCCCACACCACCCAGCUCCUGGUGGAGCCCCCCUGGAGGCCAGCAGUGCUCUGGGACCGGGUGACACUGACCUGCCAGGGCUCAGGGACUGCUGGUGCCACCAUCUGGUACAAGGAUGGGCAGCGGUGGGGGCAGGAAAGGCGCGAUCACUUCACUGUCACUGAGAUUGGCACCUACACGUGUGAAAGACCCGGCACCGGGCUCAGUUCUCCCGUGAGAGUCUCAGACGCCCAGUUAGAGUUGCGGGUGUCAGCACGGGAGCUGCUGGAGGGGGACACGGUGACACUGCGCUGCCAGCACUGGCGGGACUAUCCUGUCACCAAGGUGCGAUACUUCCAUGGAGUCAAGGAGGUGGAGGGGUCCCGUAGUGGGACCGAGCUGUUGUUGUCCCUUCUGCAGCUGCACCACAGUGGAAACUACAGCUGCAGGGGCUUGGUGGAUUCCGAAAUGUCAUCGUGGGCACAGUCAUCGCCAGUGACAGUGACAGUGCACGAGCUCUUCUCAGUGCCGGUGCUGGAGGGUCCCCUCGAGCCCAUUGUGGGGUCCCCCCUGACUCUCAGCUGCCUCAGCACCCCCAGCCCCCUGAGGCCCCGAGCCUUCCUCCUGCACGUGUUCUACCGGGACGGGCAGGUGGUGGGGGGCCCUCAGGGGUCCCCACAGCUGCUGGUGCCCGCUGUGGGGGUCUCCCACUCGGGGAAUUACAGCUGCCAGGUGCAUUCCGAGGGUGGGGCCGUGUGAAAGAGCAGCGCCUGGAUCCACAUCACGGUGCGCAUGCCUGUGGCCAAUGCCACCAUCACCCCCGGUCACCUGUCACACCAGAUACAUGCAGGUGACAACGUGACCCUGCACUGCUCGGUGCAGGUGGGCUCAGCCCCUGUCACCUUCACCUGGCUGCACAACGGGCAGGAUGUGGCCUGGGGUCCCCUCCUGGAGCUCAGGGACAUCGAUGUGGGACAUUCAGGCACCUACCAGUGCGUGGCCACCAACCAGCUGGGACAGGACGGGCACCGCGUGUUCCAGGCCUUCAGCCCUGAGCUGGCCCUGGAGGUGACACCUGGCUCACCCUGGGUCAUAGGUGGGUUCACACAGGUGGCUGCAGGGGUCGGUGGGGCCCUUUUGUUCCUGCUCCUGCUCGUGGCUGCCAUUGUGACCUGGCACCGGAGGCACCGUGUGGGUGGUGCUCCCCCGGAUCCCCUGGCCCCCCCAGAGGAGGGGGAGGUGCUGUACACCCACGUCGUGGUCACCAAGAGGGCAGGGGCGUCCCCCCGUGCCACCACCCUACAGGAUCCCCAGGUGACCUACGCGGAGCUGCGGGGACCCCAGGGGCGACCGCUGGAACCUGGUGACAUCUACGGGAAUGUGCUCUGA
Molecule: messenger RNA, 1503 nt
Organism: Melospiza georgiana
Lineage: Eukaryota; Metazoa; Chordata; Aves; Passeriformes; Passerellidae
Product: Fc receptor-like protein 6
Exons: 10
Biological process (GO): cell surface receptor signaling pathway
Molecular function (GO): transmembrane signaling receptor activity
Source: RefSeq, a predicted model, not a curated record